Messenger RNA from Haplochromis burtoni (Burton's mouthbrooder), 1526 nucleotides. Its product is annotated as transmembrane protein 272-like. The transcript is spliced from 4 exons. NCBI's taxonomy places the organism in Eukaryota, Metazoa, Chordata, Actinopteri, Cichliformes, Cichlidae. The record is from RefSeq and is a predicted model, not a curated record. Bases 17 to 493 code for a protein of 158 amino acids.
UUCAAAACUAGUUACAAUGCAGGGGAGUCAGAGACCACAAUUCAUCUGUGGACUGAGAUGCAUAACAAUAGGGCUUAUUUUGUUUCUUUUUUACUUAAUAUUCAUUGGCCAAGGGGCGAUUGGUUCAGGUGUGUUUCAAUGUCCCAGACAGCCUUUUAUCUCCCUCUACAUGUCCCUGUAUGGGAUCAUACCGGUCUUCUUGGCACUGAGCUUAUGGUGUAACUGGUGCAACAGUGUCUGUUGGUCUGUAACCACCAUCUUCUUCUGUUGCUGGUUAAUUGCUGGUAGUAUUGUCAUCUACUCCAUUUAUGAACCCAACUACGACAAGACUACAGCACAGCCUGAUCUCUACUGCAACAAGGCUUUCUACCUGUGUGCAUUUUGGCUCACCAACGUGACGUACAUGCUGUUAGCACUGCUCUUUUUAUCGUGUUGCUGUUGUAGACAACGAGAGCCCGAUAGUGAUAAUGAGACUCAAACACUUGUGCGGUAAUAAAUAGAGACGAAGCAAACUUAAUUAAAAAGAUAAACAUACACUGUAAGGUAAAUGCGGGCAAAUGGUGCAUUUAAAGGCAGUUUUCCUGUUUGUCUUAUGUAGGUAUAAUCAAAUGUUCUAUUGAGCAAUGUACAUGUUUGAUCUUUUAUCAGAGAAAUGCAAACAUUUAUAUUCUAAGUAAUUAAACUUGGGGGGUACUCUUUUUAAAUACUUUUGCAACAGUACUCUGUUAUGUAAUGACAUCCUUAGAUAUGAAUAAUAUCCUUUUUUUCAUCCCAUUGAUUCUCUAAUAGGUCAAUUUUAUAAGCUUGUGAGCGCAGAAAUACCAAAUGUGUGAGGCUGAAUACUGAGGAAACAUCAUAGAAACACUUAGAGAAUAUAUCUGUUGAUCCAGUAACAAAAUCAGAGAAAGCCCGGAGUCUUGAGUGAAAUGAUCAUUAAUCAUAAGUAAUACAUGUACAUAAAAAUGUCAGUGUAAAGUGUACUGUACUAGGCAUCUUGAGUCUUCAGCCAUUUAUAUGCCUUCACAUUUCUCCAGGAAGAUCAGAAAUAGGUGAAGGCAUUUAUUAAAAUGUACAAACAUACAAGGAAACAGACAGUAUCCAAAGCAAAAAAGUUUUUAUAGUCCUAACGAGCUUGAAGGUCAAUAUUUGAUAUGAUCACCUUUAUUCUUCAACAUGGGCUGAGCUCUCUCCAGCAGUUUUCUUGACAUUUCUUUAAGUAGUCUUCAGGAAUAGUUCUCCAGGCUUCUUCAAGGACAUUCAAAGCUGCCCUUUGUUCUUUUUUUCUGUCAAGAUGAUUGUAUCCCCCUUGUUGAUGCAAAAAUACCUUUAGAAAAUAUAUUUUUUGAUCAAUCUCAACAGUCAGAGAAUGCACAGUCUUAAAUGUAAUGAUUAUUAAUCAUAAGUAACACAUGUCAUUGGUGCAAAAAUACCAUUUUAUAUCUGUCAAACUGUUGUGUCCUUGGUAUUUUUAUUAGAUUCAUCUUAAAAAAAUUGAAAUCAUUCAUGUGUUUGUGUGGCUGGCUCCU